AUGAGUGAUGAAGAUGACAACCUCAAGAAUGAUGUGGGGCCCUCCCACAUCAUUCUCGCCGUCGAUAUCAUCGACAGAGGCGCCGGGGCAGCUCGAGCAUUCGUAGCUCCUCUAUACGCCACUCCAGUCUUGGGAAAUGGUUCCCCGGGAGUUCAAUUCCUCACCGACCGGGAACUAGCGUUUCUCGUCAACGAACCGACGAUUUCCACGAUAAGGGGAUACUCGAAAGCCGAGCAGACGAAACUGCUGAAGGAGAAAGCGAGGAACAUCGUGACGAAGCGGUCCUCCGGCGGGACGGGAUUCGACGGGCGGGUCCUGGUGCACUGCCCAAGCGCGAGCGCCUCGGAGCGGCUCCGAGACGAACUGCCGUCGCAGAUCGCGGACUCCGCCGCGGCGGUCUGCGUGACGGAGGAGCCACCGGAAAAAAACAGGCGUCGGGUCCGGGAAUUCCUCGAGAAGAACCUCAUCUUCAGCGCCCUACCCCCUUCCGAACUGUAUAGAGAAAAAAAGUUCGACCACAUCCUAGCCAUUGCGCCCCCUGAUCGCGAUAUUAGCCUCUAUUUCGAAGAACUUCAUCGCCUUUACCUGGGUCGCCCCGACGGAUACUUUUGGCUGUUCGCGCAGGAAGACGAUCCUACAGCUCCUCUAUACGCCACUCCAGUCUUGGGAAAUGGUUCCCCGGGAGUUCAAUUCCUCACCGACCGGGAACUAGCGUUUCUCGUCAAUGAACCGACGAUUUCCACGAUAAGGGGAUACUCGAAAGCCGAGCAGACGAAACUGCUGAAGGAGAAAGCGAGGAACAUCGUGACGAAGCGGUCCUCCGGCGGGACGGGAUUCGACGGGCGGGUCCUGGUGCACUGCCCAAGCGCGACCGCCUCGGAGCGGCUCCGAGACGAACUGCCGUCGCAGAUCGCGGACUCCGCCGCGGCGGUCUGCGCGACGGAGGAGCCACCGGAAAAAAACAGGCGUCGGGUCCGGGAAUUCCUCGAGAAGAACCUCAUCUUCAGCGCCCUACCCCCUUCCGAACUGUACAGAGAAAAAAAGUUCGACCACAUCCUAGCCAUUGCGCCCCCUGAUCGCGAUAUUAGCCUCUAUUUCGAAGAACUUCAUCGCCUUUACCUGGGUCGCCCCGACGGAUACUUUUGGCUGUUCGCGCAGGAAGACGAUCCUACAGUUGCAAACAGCACAGAAAGCGAGAACCAUGUAGCAGAGUCAAUCUGGCUGCGCCAGGCUGAAGAAGUGAUAAGGGGAAAAUAUCCUGGUUGGCAAACCGAGCGGAUAACUCGGUUGGUUCCACUUGUUGAAGACAGAGAGGCAUGGAUCAGGUCGGCCAGAAAUACGGGAACUCGAGCAGAGAGAAAGCUCAUUCAUCGUCUUUGUCAGCUUGGAGAACGAAGGAACCUUCCCAUGUUCAUCACGUACAACAACGAUUUCGUCCAUCUCAUCAAGACGAGGAACAGCGAAACCGAGGGGAAGUUGGAAGCGGGAGAGCACGACAUCGUCCUGAUACAUCGCGACCUCGGCAUCAUCUUCCUUCAGAUCAAGUACGUGGAGUCUGAGGAAACCGGACAAGCACCGCAACGUGCAAUCAACAGGAACCUUCAGCGCGCCAAAGAACAGCUGAAGAAAGACGGUCGCAGCCUCGAAGCCACAAUGAGGGAAUGCGGCCUGGACGACAUGCGUGUGAAACUCUUCGUCGCGGCGCUCCCGAACGUCCAGAGAGAUCAGCUGACGGAGGAAUCGUGUGACACCGUCUUCCUCUGCGAGGAAGAUUGUUCCUCGGUGGAUGCCAUGGAGAGUUGGUGGCUCGCGCGAGUCGAGUCCAAGCAUCCGCAGAACUCCACUAUGCCUCCAAACACUUACCUUCAGCUUCUAUCAAUGGAAGUGAACAAGCGUUUGAGAGAGAAAUGGGACCAGCUCACGAAGUACCUGGACGAGGAAGACAUCUCGGCGAAGCUCAUCUCGAAGGGGAUCCUCUCCAUGGAUUGGGGCAAGGGAUUGACGCGCCAGCGCGAGCGCAGGGCAGCCAUCCUCCAAGCCGCCCGGGGGAAGGGCCCAGACGGUCUCGAGGGUUUCCUCCAGGCCCUCAAGGAGAUCGGGCAGUGGCACUUGCUGCAAGAUGCGGCACAGUCGUUGCUGCCCGGAGAGGUCGAUGCCCGUCUCAGGGGGCAUUGGGAUCGGCUCUUGGAGUUACUCGACGUCGAAUGCAUCCCGGCGAAACUCAUUUCGAAGUUCGUGCUUUCUACGGACUGGAGCGAAGGAAUCAGUCGGCAGCGUGACCAGAGGAAGGCCAUCCUCAAGACUGUGCUCUCCAGAGGCCCGGCCGGUUACCAGGCUUUUUGCGACGCCCUUGCCGAGUGUGGGCAGGAAUGGCUCUUAAUGGAUAAGUGACUUCCGGCUUAAUGCAUUUGUAGCUUCUUGCGGAUGGAGUUCGCUGUUUUGUGUCGCCACGAACUUGAAAUCGAAUAACUCGUUCUGAUGUUUUCGACGCUUGUUCUCCCUAAUGAUCUCAAUUUCUUCUCAUCGUGUCAUCAUUUGAUGAAGAUCAAAUUAUGUUUCACGUUUUUUCACUGCAUCGCCACAUUUUGUUUCGUUGUCAUUAACAAAAAAAAUUGUUUCAGUAGACGAACCGAUUCAGAAAAUUUCAC
Messenger RNA from Darwinula stevensoni, 2648 nucleotides. The record is from the annotation of a GenBank genome assembly. NCBI's taxonomy places the organism in Eukaryota, Metazoa, Arthropoda, Ostracoda, Podocopida, Darwinulidae.